GCCGCGGCCGAGGCCGCCGCGGCCGAGGUCCCCGCGGCCGCUCCAGCACCCGCCUGUGCGCGCGGGGCAGGCGGCGGCGCGGGCAGCCCGGGGCCUGGGCGGGCAGCAUGGACGACGAGGAGGAGACGUACCGGCUGUGGAAGAUCCGCAAAACCAUCAUGCAGCUCUGCCACGACCGCGGGUACCUGGUGACCCAGGACGAGCUGGACCAGACGCUGGAGGAGUUCAAGGCCCAGUUCGGGGACAAGCCCAGCGAGGGCCGCCCCCGCCGCACCGACCUGACCGUGCUGGUGGCUCACAACGACGACCCCACCGACCAGAUGUUCGUCUUCUUCCCCGAGGAGCCCAAGGUGGGGAUCAAAACGAUCAAGAUGUACUGCCAGCGCAUGCAGGAGGAGAACAUCACCCGGGCCCUGAUCGUGGUGCAGCAGGGAAUGACCCCCUCGGCCAAGCAGUCCCUGGUGGACAUGGCUCCCAAAUACAUCCUGGAGCAGUUCCUGCAGCAGGAGCUUCUGAUCAACAUCACUGAGCACGAGGUGAGCGGGGUGGGGGGUUGUGUCCAGCCGUGUGAGGGGCUGGUCCCUGUCCCUGGCUCAUCUGGGCCUCUCCUGUGUUUGCAGCUGGUCCCAGAGCACGUUGUCAUGACCAAGGAGGAGGUGACAGAGCUGCUGGCCCGAUACAAGCUGAGGGAGAACCAGCUGCCCCGGAUCCAGGCCGGGGACCCCGUGGCCCGGUACUUCGGGAUAAAGCGCGGCCAGGUGGUGAAGAUCAUCAGGCCGAGCGAGACGGCGGGGCGGUACAUCACCUACAGGCUGGUGCAGUGACCCCAGGGGGUGUGAGGAGUUGUGUGACACCUGCCAGUCUCCCCUCCCAGCAGCAGUUUCACAGGCACUUGGACCUUCCUGCCCUUCCAGAGGUGGCUGAGGAAAUCCUCCUCCCACGUUGCCUCUGCAGUCCUGUCACUGGGCCUCACUCCCUGUUUUCCAGCUUGGACUUUGCUGUAACUCCUCAGUCCCAUCCAGGACUCAGCCAUGGAGUCCUGAAAGUGGGAAAGGCCUUUGAUUCCCUGUUUUAUGGGCUCUUGUUUGCAAUAAAGGUUUGUACCCUCA
Myiozetetes cayanensis is the source of this 1109-nucleotide messenger RNA. It is a transcript of the gene POLR2E, whose product is annotated as RNA polymerase II, I and III subunit E. NCBI's taxonomy places the organism in Eukaryota, Metazoa, Chordata, Aves, Passeriformes, Tyrannidae. The transcript has 7 exons. The record is from RefSeq and is a predicted model, not a curated record. Gene Ontology annotation, biological process: DNA-templated transcription. Gene Ontology annotation, molecular function: DNA-directed RNA polymerase activity; DNA binding. Bases 108 to 824 code for a protein of 238 amino acids. Gene Ontology annotation, cellular component: RNA polymerase I complex; RNA polymerase III complex; RNA polymerase II, core complex.